AACGCCCUGGCACUGCUGCAGGGACGCUCGGGGAAGACUGUGGACCUGGGAUCUGGAGACGGACGGCUUGUGGUAGAGGCUUACAAGCAAGGUUUCAGACCAGCUGUUGGCUAUGAGCUCAACCCCUGGCUGCUCUGUCUCUCCAACUACCGGGCCUGGAAGGCUGGGUACCAUGGGAAGGUUUCCUUCCUGAAGAAAGAUCUGUGGAAGGUGAAUCUUUCCGAUUGCUACAAUGUGAUCGUGUUCCUGGCCCCCAGCGUGAAGCCUCCCCUAGCCGCCAAGCUCCUUGCAGAACUCCCUGACGAAGCCCGGGUGGUGGCUGGACGCUUCCCCUUCCCCUCUUGGACCCCCACCAGCACCCUUGGGCAGGGGCUGGAGCAAGUCUGGGCCUAUGACAUGAAGGAGGUGCGGCGAGCAGCGCAGGGCAGUGCAGAGGGAACCUUGGUCUAA
Mesitornis unicolor (brown roatelo) is the source of this 450-nucleotide messenger RNA. Its product is annotated as protein FAM173A-like. The annotation marks the transcript as partial. Gene Ontology annotation, cellular component: mitochondrion. Gene Ontology annotation, biological process: peptidyl-lysine trimethylation; regulation of mitochondrial ATP synthesis coupled proton transport; positive regulation of proton-transporting ATP synthase activity, rotational mechanism. NCBI's taxonomy places the organism in Eukaryota, Metazoa, Chordata, Aves, Mesitornithiformes, Mesitornithidae. Gene Ontology annotation, molecular function: protein-lysine N-methyltransferase activity. The transcript has 4 exons. The record is from RefSeq and is a predicted model, not a curated record.